This is a messenger RNA of Coccidioides posadasii C735 delta SOWgp, 1413 nucleotides long. RefSeq lists its product as uncharacterized. The record is from RefSeq and is a predicted model, not a curated record. Gene Ontology annotation, biological process: pantothenate import across plasma membrane. NCBI's taxonomy places the organism in Eukaryota, Fungi, Ascomycota, Eurotiomycetes, Onygenales, Onygenaceae. Gene Ontology annotation, cellular component: plasma membrane. Gene Ontology annotation, molecular function: pantothenate transmembrane transporter activity.
AUGGGCAACAAGUUUAUUGAGUACUUGCGCGGAAAGGAGAGCAGGCCUGGCGAGGCUGCUCUCCUGCGCAAACUCGACUUCUUCAUCCUGACCUUCUGCUGUCUCAUGUACUUUGCCAACUAUCUUGACCGAUCCAACCUCGCCAAUGCCUACGUCUCUGGCAUGAAGGAGGACUUGAACUUCCAGGGAAACCAAUUUAACAUCAUCAACACCGUCUUCACUGUCGGAUACAUUCUCGGCCAGGUCCCCUCCAACCUGGCCCUCUACUACCUCAAACCAAGAAUCUUCUUCCCCAGCAUGAUGCUCGUCUGGGGCGGCCUGACCAUGGUCACCGCCGCUGUCAAGAACCCCCAGGGCAUCAUGGCCAUCCGCUUCUUCCUAGGUCUGGCUGAAUCCUCCACUUUCGUCGGAACCCACUACAUCCUGGGCUCCUGGUACACGGAGCGAGAGCUGGGCAAGCGCAGCGGUAUCUUCACUGCCUCCGGCCUGGCGGGAACCAUGUUUGGCGGGUUCAUCCAGACCGGUAUCAAUUCUUCCCUGCACGGCGCACGGGGUAUGCCUGGUUGGAGAUGGUUGUUCAUUAUUGACGGCCUCAUCACCGUCCCCAUCGCUCUCUACGGCCUGUUCCUCUUCCCCGACACCCCGAGCACCACCAGGGCUCCCUACCUGACCGAGGCGGACAAGGCCCUCGCCAUCGCCCGUGUCCCCGAACGCAGCGCCGAGCGUACUCGCAUCGACUGGGCAUUCGCCAAGCGCGUCUUCUCCUCCUGGCACUGGUACGGCUUCGUCAUGCUCUGGGUCAUCGCCGGUGAGACCGAGUCGUUCUCCACCAACUCCCUCCUCGCCCUGUACAUGAAGGCCCACCCCACCCACAAAUACACCAUCGCGCAGAUGAACAACUACCCGUCCGGCGUGCCCGCCGUCGGCAUCGUCUCCACGCUCUUCUGGGCCACUUUGACCGAUUUCCUCGGCGGGAAGCGAUAUCUUGUCGGCUUCUGGAUCGGCAUCACAGGCGUCGCCACGUCCGCUAUGAUCCUGGCGCCGGGUUCAUCCACGGCCACCAUCUUCGGGGCGUACUACUGGGCUGGUUCCGUGUACGCCUGCCAGGCUACCUUCUUCGCCUGGGCCAACGACGUGAUGCGGUACAAGGACGAUGCCCUGCGUAGCGUGGUGAUUGCCAGCAUGAACAUGGGCAGCAACGUGAUCAAUGCCUGGUGGAGCAUUCUCUUCUACCCCGCGGAUACCGCUCCGUACUUUACUAGAGGUAUGUGGGCGAUGAUUGCGUGCUCGAUCGCCAUGGCGAUCUGGACCGCAGGUCUCCUGUACAUGUCCGUCCGGGAAGAGAAGAGAGAGGCUCGUCAAAACGAGAUCACUGCCGAGAAGGUUGUAGUUGACGUUGACGAGAAGGUAUAG